Helianthus annuus (common sunflower) is the source of this 975-nucleotide messenger RNA. RefSeq lists its product as uncharacterized. The coding region runs from base 1 to 975 and encodes 324 amino acids. Lineage: Eukaryota; Viridiplantae; Streptophyta; Magnoliopsida; Asterales; Asteraceae. The transcript has a single exon. The record is from RefSeq and is a predicted model, not a curated record.
AUGGAGGCUCCAGGCAAGGUGCAACAUAGGCUAGUCCCAGCAAGUACCGCACACGCCAAGGAGUCGCCAGUAGAGAAGAGAAUGGAGAAGUGGUCGAAGAAUGCUCGACCACCACCAGUGAUUGAUAUUUCCCGUCUCCCGUUUCCCGCUCGUGCUAGGCAGCAGUUAUUUUCUAGGGAGUAUGAGAAAUUUCUUGAGAUGUUCACCCAGCUGAAGGUGAACCUUCCGUUCAUAGAGGCUUUGAGAUCCAUGCCUAAGUACGCUAAGUUCCUUAAGGAUUUUCUCAAGCGUAAGGAUAAGGUAGGUGAGAGUUCUAGUAAUCCGUUGAGUGGAGAGGUGUCUGCUGUGAUCCUAAAUAAACUUCCUGAGAAACUUACCGAUCCAGGCAUUUUCACGAUUCCUUGUUUGUUUGGUGGUGAUGUUAAAAACCACGCGUUGGCGGACCUUGGUGCUAGUAUUAAUUUGAUGCCUUAUUCAUUCUACGAAAAACUAGGCCUUGGUGAUUUGCAAUCGACUCGUAUGACCCUCUCGUUAGCAGAUAAGUCGGUUAAGUAUCCUAGGGGGGUUGUAGAGAAUUUGUUGGUAAAAGUUGAUAGGUUUGUUUUUCCGGCUGAUUUUGUAGUGUUAGAUAUGGAGGCCGAUGAAAGAGUUCCGCUGAUUUUAGGGCGCCCGUUCUUGAACACGGCUAAAGCGUUGAUAGAUGUUUUCUUAGGCACAAUUACACUUAGAGCGGGUGAGGAGUCGGUGGUCUUUGAGGUGAAUAAUGCGAGAGGGUCGAGUGAGAGAGUUGAGGCGAUAGCAUCGGUAGAGGAGAGUGAGAAGAAUGAGAGAGAUGAGAAUAAGGUGGUGAGUGAGCCGAGUCUAGAAAAGGUGUUAAAACCCAAGUGUGGGGAUCCACCUGAUAGGAGAGUCGAAGAGUUGGAAGAGAGAAUGAGUAGGUUAGAAUUUAAGUUAGAGAAACUAAGCAAGGCUUAG